This is a messenger RNA of Magallana angulata, 8417 nucleotides long. RefSeq lists its product as uncharacterized. Bases 304 to 8274 code for a protein of 2656 amino acids. NCBI's taxonomy places the organism in Eukaryota, Metazoa, Mollusca, Bivalvia, Ostreida, Ostreidae. Gene Ontology annotation, biological process: proteolysis; acrosome reaction. Gene Ontology annotation, molecular function: serine-type endopeptidase activity; protein binding. The record is from RefSeq and is a predicted model, not a curated record. Gene Ontology annotation, cellular component: membrane. The transcript has 46 exons.
AAGGGGGGAGGGGUUAUCGAGUUAAGUAGCAACAGAUAAGUUAAAUGGUAUACCUGCAUACAUUACUUGAACCGUGACUCACAAAAUUCACCAAGGAUGACACCACAUAGAUGGCAUCCCAGGUAAAAAGUUGUUUAUUGCACACCUGGACAAAACCCUUUCCGGUGAAUUUUUCUUUUAUCGAGAAAUAGCGUGUGUGGAAAUCAUAUAAUAUCAACACUAUCUUCGUCUUCAGAACCUCAAUGUGAGAAGGGGAUAUUUUUACUCUUUUAUCAAUAAUUAAUAUAUUGUUAUUAUCCACACAUGGAAGAAACUUGUGAGGUGUUUACAUGUAAGAAUACUGACCCUGGACAGUUACGGCGAUCAGUUAGCGAGGACAGUGAAAUACGUCAAAGGAAAUACAGACUGAGCUCGUCGGCUACCCCUUCUCCAUCAGAGGAAAACAAGAGUUUCUCCAAUGGAUUUUACCAUAAGAACAUCACGGGAUUUGAAGGCGAACCAUCUACAACAAAUGGGAAAGGAACACCCGCCUUUGACAAUUUAGCUUACGCAUCACAUGAUGAUGACAAUGUUUUCAAACCCAAAACAGACAUUUAUUUCGAUCCCUCAAGUUUACAGAGAAACCAAAAGGGACACCAAAAGGGACACUUAUCUCGCGUUGAAAGUGCUCGUGAAGAAAAUGUGCCAGAGAAGAAAGGAGAAAAAAUAGGCUUGAUUCUCUUGUUUGUGUUGACUGUUCUCGGGUUGUUGGCUGGAGUAGCUGUGAUAUUAUACGUUCAAGUUUUCAAAGAAAAGUCUUCCGAUCCAUCCAUACAAUCGCCUGUGAAACUAGUAGGCAGCGUAACCCUAAAGGAUGCCUGGAAUGAGGAACUACGCAUUCCUUCGUCUCUCAUCUACAAUACCACAGCUGCCAACAUCACUUCUGAAAUGGACAGCAUAAUGCAAAAUGGUAAAUUGUCAGAGCUUUACAUUGAAACAAAGGUUUUAUCUUUCAGUCCAGGUAGUAUUGUAAGCAUAUUAGAAAUCUAUUUCAAAUCAAACUAUGGAUCAGUGUUCAAAAAUACGGAGGAAUUAGCUUCAGCUGCUGAGUUUGAAAUCAUUGGAGCCUCUCAAACUGGAUAUACAAACUUAGAUGUUCAGUCUGUGAAUUUAACUGGAGAAAUAAAAACAACAACUUCUUCACCUGCAACCCAGUCAUCAACAACUGCUUCAACAUCCAAAUCAACAGAAACAUCAACCUCAUCCACAACAGUGAGCUCUACAUCAUCAACAUUGGCUCCAUCCAGUCCAUCUCCAUCAACCACACUUGAACCUACUACUACCACACCAGAGUUGACUACAACAACCCCAGAACCAAUUACCAUCACUACACCAAAAUCAACUACCACCACUACACCAGAACCAACUACAACAACACCAGAACCAACUACAACAACACCAGAAUCAAUAACUACUACACCACAACCAACCACAACCACCCCUGAACCAACCACCACCACUACACCAGAACCAACUACAACAACACCAGAGCCAAUAACUACUACACCACAACCAACCACCACCACUCCUGAACCAACAACCACCACCACUCCAGAACCAACUACCACCACCACCCCUGAACCAACAACCACCACCACUCCAGAACCAACUACCACCACCACCCCUGAACCAACAACCACCACCACUCCAGAACCAACUACCACCACCACCCCUGAACCAACAACCACCACCACUCCAGAACCAACUACCACCACCACCCCUGAACCAACAACCACUACCACUCCAGAACCAACUGCCACCACAACCCCUGAAGCAACAAUGACCACUACCACAACUGAAACAACUACCACCUUACUAUCAACAACUAAAGAGCCAGAUGGGUGUAUACCACUGACUGUGGAGGCCUGCCGGGCUUUAGGGUUGAACACCACAAAGCUACCCAACCUGCUGAACCAGACAAGCAUUCAGGAGACCCUGACUGUGCUGGAGAUCUUUAAGAUGCAGAGCUGCUCCGACAACGCCAUGUUGUACCUGUGCACUAUAAUGUAUCCAAGCUGUGAUGACCAGAGUCUACCUUGUAGUGACUUCUGUCGGAGUGUUCAGAGAGAAUGUGGCAAUAAUUUUGAGUUGGCAAAACCGUCCUACUGUGACAAGCUUCCAUCCACUGACUGUGUGAAUCCAGAGGUAACCACUACCACUACCAUUCAAACCACUACCACUUCAGUAACUACACCAUCAACUCUCCCUACCCCUACCACUUCACCGGCAUUAUGUUUGACUCUUGAGAUCCCUGAAUGCCAAGCAGUGGGCCACACAAGUUUCAUGUUUCCAAACUUUUUUGGUCACAACUCUGUGGAGGACGCCAUGGCUCAUUUAGCAUUCUACAAGAAUCAGAGCUGUUCUGCCAGCUCCAUGUAUUACGUGUGUAAUAUGUUAUUCCCCAAGUGUGAUCCAGCAACUGGACUAUUCAUUUAUGCAUGUCAGGAUCAUUGUAAUGCUGUCUAUACUGCCUGCCCAUCUCUCACAUUGGCUGAACCUUCACGCUGCAAUAUCCUACCCACAUCAAAUUGUGAACCCAAAAAGGAGGAAGAAUUGUGCCUGACCCUUGAAAUCCCUGAGUGCCAAGCAGUGGGUCACACAAGUGUUACGUUUCCCAAUGUCUUCAACCACUACUCUAUUGAGGAUGCCAUGAGUUACUUUAACAGCUUCAAGGGGAAAAGCUGCUCUGCUAGCUCCAUGUACUUCCUGUGCAACAUCUUAUUUCCCAAGUGUGAUCCAGCUACUGGACGUAUGACUUAUGCAUGUCAGGAUCAUUGCAAUGAUACCUAUGCCUCCUGUCCCUAUCUACAAUUGGCUAGCCCCAAUUACUGUGCAGCAUUGCCCACAUCCCAGUGUGAACCCAGCUACCAGUCACAAGUCACCACCACUCAACUAGUCACCACGACUCAGACAGUUGCCACCACACCGACUCAACCAGCAACCACAACAACACCUCAGCCAGAAACCACCACCACUCAACCAGCAUUGUGUCUGACCCUUGAGAUCCCUGAAUGUCAAGCAGUAGGCCACACAAGUGUCAUGCUUCCCAACCUUUUUGAUCAAAACUCUAUCCAGGAAGCCAUGGCUUACUUUAAUUUCUACAAGAAUCAGAGCUGUUCUGCCAGCUCCAUGUAUUACCUGUGUAACAUGUUGUUCCCCAAGUGUGAUCCAGCUACUGGACUAUUCUCUUAUGCAUGUCAGGACCAUUGUACAUCUGUUUCUGCUUCCUGCCCCGGCCUGUCUUUGGCUAGUCCCCAGUACUGUUCUAGUCUGCCAUUUACAAGCUGUGUACCCAUCUACCAAGGGCCAGUCACCACCACAAUCCAGCCAGAAACUACACCUCAGCCAGGGUGCCUGUCCCUUCAGAUUCCUGAAUGUCGAGAUUUGGGCCACACAAGUGUCAUGUUACCAAAUGCUUUUGGACACAACAGUCUAGAACAAGCCACCACUUACUUCAAAGUUUUUAAGAAUGAGAGCUGUUCCGCCAGCGCUCUGUAUUACAUAUGUAAUAUGUUAUUUCCCAAGUGUGAUCCAGCAACGAAGCAAGUUAUCUACCCAUGUCAGAGUCAUUGUCGUGAUGUAUUAUCAUCCUGUCCUACUUUGGCAAUGGCCAACAACACUUACUGUGUCCAACUGCCAACAACUAGUUGUGAACCAAGUUACCAGGAUGCCACCACCAUCACCACCACUCAAGAACCGGAAACCACACCCCAACCAGAGCUCUGUUACACGACCACUGUGCCGGAAUGUCUUGCGGUCAACCAGACCCACUUUCUUCUCCCUAAUGCCUUUGGAGAUAUGACUUUGAGUGCAGCAGUGGAGCGGUUCGGAUAUUACAAGAACGAAAGCUGCUCAGCUAAAUUCAUGCUUUACCUGUGUAACAUGUUUUUCCCCACUUGUAAUACAAGCACAGGAAUGAUGCAAUUUCCCUGUAAAAGCCUUUGCAAUGAGGCAAAUAUGGAAUGUCCGGAUAUGAUGCUAUCAGGUCCUUCCUACUGCAACAGUCUCCCUGUGACAGGCUGUGUAGGAGAAGAGACCACACAAGAAGUCUGCGAGACAAUAAAUGCUCCUGAAUGUAGAGCAAUUGGACUUCACUACACACAAAUGCCCAAUGUGUUCAACCAUCCUGAUCUUGCUACAGCCAAGCAGUUCUUUGAUCAGUUCAACCAGCAGAGCUGUUCCCAGAGAGCAGUGUAUUAUACAUGUCUAAUGGUUUUCCCAAUGUGUGACAGAAUAACUGGAUCCCAGAAAUAUGCUUGUCAGGAGGACUGUUAUGCCAUCAACAGGGAAUGUGGCAAUGCCACUCAGCUAGCUGGCCUUACGUACUGUCCUUCACUCCCGACUGUCGACUCUGGUAAUUGUCAUCAGAUACCAUUAACCACCACCCCUGCCCCCACAACCUCAGUAGCUACAACCAAAACUCCAGGUGUUUGCAUCCCGCUGUCUGUCCCCGAGUGCCAAGCCGUCGGUCGAUCUUCUACAAUGUUUCCAAAUCUUUUUGGACACACCACUCUGGAAGACGCAAAUACAGUUUUUGCAAUCUUCAAGCGUGAUGAAUUCUGCUCCCAGAAUGCCAUGUAUUAUUUGUGCAGUCUUGUGUAUCCAGUUUGCAGUGGAGGUGUUCGGAUCAAUCCAUGUCAAAGUUACUGUGAUGAUGUUCAGGCAGAAUGUGGGACUAACUUUACUGCGGCCAUUAACAAUUACUGUGAUUAUCUGCCCCUGGACCAGUGUGUCAGUGGCUUCCCAGGGGUGUCCACCACUCAGGCCCCAACCACCACCACCUCUCAGGUUCUACUUACUGUCCCCACAACCCUUGGACCAAGGGAAAAUUGCAGUGAGACUAAUCGAUACACCUGCCCUUCAAAUGGUAAAUGUAUCAUGAAAGAGUGGGUGUGUGAUGGGGAACCAGAUUGUGAGGACCAAUCCGAUGAGGUCAACUGUGGUUCGUGUUCAUCAGACCAGUUCACUUGCCUGGACAGAAGUUGUGUUCCGGUCGGUGAACAAUGUAACAAGGUACCGGCUUGUCCAGAUGAGUCCGACGAAAGAAACUGUGUGAGCCUGACCACCCAGUCCAUCCUGCAGCUCUCCUCCAGGCCCCUCUGUUACCAGUCCUGGUCCGACAGCCUCGGUCCAGAGGUCUGCAAAAGUCUGGGACUAGGGAAUUUCUCAAAUGCCCUUUCCAUACAGUAUUUCUCUAGCAAGUACGUCCAUCUUGAUAUCAGUGGCCAAGUGCCCUCACACCUGGGAAAAACUUCUGUCAGGGCUGAGUGCCAAGGUGCUAUGGUUGUGGCUUUGAAAUGUGAACCAAGAGGUUGUGGCCAGAGACUAGUUGGAUCCUCACAAGUGGGCUUUAUUGUGGGCGGAAAUGAUGCAGUUCCUGGCUACUGGCCUUGGCAGGUGUCUGUACAGCUGAAACUACCUGGAGGCACCACCAAACACAUCUGUGGUGGAUCCCUGGUGGCUCCAAACUUUGUACUCACUGCAACUCAUUGUCUGUCCUACCUGGCUGAUAGAAACGUCCUGAUUGGUGCCACUAAUCGCGGGGUAGCAGAAGAAACACAGAAACAGUACGAAAUAAAGCGCGUCAUCAAAGGCCUGGAGAACUUCCAACAGUACGGACCAGGGGACAUAACUCUGUUUGAGCUCAACGAUACUGUUAAAUACACACCCUACAUCCAGCCCAUUUGUUUCGCGGAGGCAGACGAGAAGUUCACCGAGACCUCCAUUUGUUAUGCCACUGGCUGGGGAUACACUACCCCAGGAGACAAGACAUAUUCGACAAUGCUAAAAGAACUGAAGAUGAGGUUAUGGUCCACCAGUAAAUGUAACAGCACAGCACAUUGGAAUGGCAACAUUACAGGCGGCUACCUGUGUGCUGGCUAUCAAUCCAAUCUCAAAUCUGUGUGCACGGGAGAUAGUGGUGGUCCAUUAGUGUGCAAAAACAAUCAAGGAAUCUGGAAACUUGUCGGAAUUUCCAGCUACGUAGCAAUCAACUGCAGUGCUCAAAACCUUCCUAAUGUUUUCACUGAUGUCAAGCAUUACCUCCCUUGGGUUAAAUCCGAAUUGGAGUGUAAAUUCAAGUGUGAUAAUGGCCGCUGCCUGUUUGACCGUGGAAUGGUGUGUAAUCGAAAAAACGACUGCGGGGACAACUCGGAUGAAACAAGAUUGUGCGAUAUUUCGGUGAACUGCACUUUUGAUGACAAUUACCUGUGUGGAUACAAUGCAUCCGGAUUCAUCUGGAGCUAUGGAGCCUCCAACUCCCAAGCCCAGUCCAGCCUCCCUUGGACUGAUCACACCAUUGGUCAUUAUCCAGGUCAUUUCAUGUUCGGAAAAUUUGGCACUCUACCAGAAGCUUCGCUGAUGUCACCUAAGUUCCAGAUCAGUGUGCAGUCCUGUGUGAGAUUCUACUACCUCCGGCGGGGUUACUCCAACGACAACAUGAUUGUGCGUACUUGGGAGUACAGCCUGUCAGGAAUACCCAUAAGCAACACGGCGUAUGUCGUGGGGCCAGACUCCAGCCCUGAUGUGUGGAAACUCGGAUAUUUUGACCUGAGUGCAGGAACAUACCACUUGGAGUUCAUAUCUACAGAGUCACAUAAGACUGCCUUGGAUGAUGUGAAAGUAGUACCAGGCUUUUGUAGCCAGUCAGUGUGUGAUGCAAACAUGUACAGGUGUGCGGAUGAUAAAGCUAAUCCAGUCUGUCUCCCUCAAUCCUCCAUCUGUAACGUCGUCGUAGAGUGUAACAAAGACGAGGCUAAUUGUCAAGCAAAUACCACAAAGUAUACUUGUGAUUUUGAGAAAGCAAUGCAUUGUGGGAUAUCACAGAUAACCGACGACAGAGGAGAGUUUUUGAUGAUGAACGGGUCCUACCUGCGGGAGAAAAUAUUGUACGAGGAAGCCUUCAAUGAGCACACUAACAACGAUUCUGAUGCUUGGAUGUUGUUUGCUUUGACCAACCUACAGUAUCUGGUUGGAAACAGUGUCCAGAUGACACAGAAGCUCUUCCUGGACAACCAGCUGUUUUGUUUGAGCUUCUACUACCGAGCCCAGACAGAUAUGACAUUCAAGGUUUCUCUGGAAUCCAAAGGUGAGGUGUACGAGCUUUUAAGCUUUACAGACAGGAGCACUUUUGAUUGGACAAAAGCCCAGAUGCAGCUCCCCCUAGUGGUCAGUGGGGUUCUCACCUAUCAGCUUGUACGGACGUCCCCACCCCUCAACAAGUACUACAAACCGUACAUGGCCAUUGAUGAUAUAAGCAUUAUUCCUGGAGAGUGCCCAGCUUAUGUUUGUCCGGAGGGAACUCUCAAGUGUGCGUCAGAAAAUUUCUGCUACCUGUCCAGUCAGCGCUGUGACAGAAUCACCAACUGUCCGGACGAAACGGAUGAGGCUAACUGCACGUGUACGGAGAACGAGUUUUCCUGUCAAAAUGGCCGCUGUAUCCCACAGUCCUCUGCCUGUGACAAAAAAGUGGAUUGUUUGGACAAAUCAGAUGAAGGAACUGUUUGUGAUUCGCUGCGCAGUAUGACCUGUACGUUUGAGACCCCCUUCUCCUGUGGCUACACCUCCAAUGAGGGUCUAUAUACCUGGCAGAGACACAGUGGGGCCACUCCCUCCUUCUACACAGGGCCCAUUGCUGACCACACCCUGGGGGAUACUACAGAUGAAGUUAAAAAAGGCCUUGAUCAAAAGGGACACUAUUUCUUUGUGGAGGGCAACGAUGGUGUGAGAGGUGAAAUUGCCGUAUUAACAACUCCCAACGUCACCACAGGGGUCGGCCAAAGUCUAGGAUUCUAUUACCACAUCAUAACAGAAAACGAUUUCACUUUUAUCCAAUCAGAGGGCUUGUCUGUGAUUGCCCAGCUCCCGGAUGGGCGGAGCCAGUUGCUAUGGUGGCAGAACCAGACGUCCAGCUACGAAUGGUUGUAUGGGUGUGUUAACUUACCGGAUAACACGCACCUGAACAUCCAGUUUGUGACCAAGAGGAUCGGCUUGGAUAAUCAGAACAACGUGUUUGAUGCAGAUGUUGCCGUUGAUGAUAUUGCCUUGCUGCUCUUGCCAUGCUCAGGAGAUGCAGUUACUACAGAACCCGUGUCCUCCCCAGCUCCUACUGUUACACCAACAGUUUCAGACUGUGCAUUUAGAUGUGACAAUGGUUUCUGCAUAAAGGCUGAUCAGAGAUGUAAUGGAAUGGAUGAAUGUAGGAAUGGAGAAGAUGAAUUAAACUGUCCCUCAUAACAUCAGAAAGGGACAAUCAAUAUUUAUUGGAAUUUCUGUCUGAUGGUUGUCAACACAUGUAAAUACUAGUACUCAACUCCCAUCAAUUUUGAUGCAAAUCAUACUUAUCUUAAAUGUCCUGCAAUAUUUUUUUUUAUUAUGGG